CUCCAUCAUCCCCAUUCCCCACAUCAACAAGCCCUCACUUGAAUUGAAGGACCAUCCUGCCUUUAAUUUCUCAUCACCACUUCAGUCAACAAAAGAUGGUGAUGAUGAAAUCUCUCCCACUUCUUCUAAUAGUACUCUUUUCCCACUCUACCACCACCUUAGCCCAGUCCCCGGCCGCGGCACCGACCGCCCCGGCCACGCCCUCCACUGCAGCCGCCCCGGCCCCAGCACCCUCCGCACCCCCGACAGACAUCAUAAGAAUCCUCAAAAAGGCAGGAGGGUUCACAACCCUAAUCCGCCUCCUCCAGGCCACACAAGUCUCCAACCAAAUCAACUCCCAACUCCUCACCACAAGCGGCGGCCUAACCCUAUUUGCACCAAACGACAAUGCCUUCUCCAGCCUCAAACCGGGUUUCCUCAACUCCCUCAACGACCAACAGAAGAACGAGCUCAUCCAGUUCCACUUGCUUCCCACGUACGUUUCCGUCUCUAAUUUCGACACUUUAAGCAACCCUGUGAGAACACAGGCCGGUGAAAACCCUGAUAGGUUGGCGCUGAACAUAACAAGCUCCGGAGGGAACCAAGUGAACAUGACAACGGGCGUCGUUAAUGUUACUUUGGGUGGUACGGUUUACACUGAUCACCAGCUCGCGGUGUAUCAGGUGGACAAGGUGCUUCUUCCUCGGGACUUCUUCGAAGCUAAGCCUCCCGCUCCGGCUCCGGCGCCAGAAAAGGCUAAAGGAUCUAAGAAGAAAUCUGUGGACAGCACUGCUACUCCUGCAGAUGAUGCUGAAUCAGAUGCUGUCAGCGUGAAACAGUGGCAUGUUAUGUGGGUUGCAAGUGUUGUACUUUUAAUGGCAGCAUUUACGUGGUGACAAUGAGGGGUUUGAGAAUGUAAUAUGAAGCAUAUUGAAGGCUUAUCAUAUUGGGUGGAUUGAAAGGUUUUGGUGGAAAUUGUAUUUGAUUUUAUGAAGGCUUUCUUCGUUCUACUAGUUCUCUUCAACCCCCCUAUAAGAAAAACUUCAUAUCUCGUGUAUUACUUAUGAGAAAUUUGUGUAUAACUUGCAAACGAAGAUAUUUGAUCUAAUAGAAAAUGAUACAGAAGUUUUGUUUACCUUUAUUA
This is a messenger RNA of Glycine soja, 1123 nucleotides long. RefSeq names its product fasciclin-like arabinogalactan protein 12. NCBI's taxonomy places the organism in Eukaryota, Viridiplantae, Streptophyta, Magnoliopsida, Fabales, Fabaceae. The transcript is spliced from 2 exons. The record is from RefSeq and is a predicted model, not a curated record. Bases 96 to 875 code for a protein of 259 amino acids.